GCAGAGACUGGAGAGAUCGCCGUUGACGGAUUAUGGGUACUUAGAUACGAGUGAUACAUUUGACUCUUGCUGAACAAUAUGUGCAAACACAUACUGAACGCCCAGGUAUCGAUUCGAUCACCUUGCUGUCGCAAGUGGUUCGAUUGUGCAGAAUGCCAUGCUGAGCAAGAGAAGCACCCCCUCCUUCAAAGCCAUGACAUGACAUUCAUCUGCAAAAAGUGCCGAAAGGCUUUCAGAAAAGACACUAGAGACUGGGAUGAUAGCGACGAAUAUUGUCCAAAUUGCGACAAUCAUUUCGUUCUGGAGGCUGUCACACCAAAAGCGGCAUUGAAGGUGGAGAGUGACGAUGUCAGAAUGGAUUCACGGAUGCUCAAAGACGACCGGACCCGACAAGCCGAUCUACAGACCAUAUUCGACCUUAAAGGCAACGACAGUAGGCUUGGUUGAUCUCUUGCCAGGGCCCUUGAGGUCACGAGACUUCCAAUCAGAGAAGCCUCUCUCAAGCCAAGUACAGUCUAAUCUAGAAAUACAAGACAAACGACUGGGUCUCUGUGUCCAGACUAGCUUACAGGAAGUAGAGGUGGGAUGGCCUCCUGGCGACGAUGGAGAACCACAACACUGACGAUGUUGGGUCCAUGAAUGGUUCUCCAUUGGAUACCAAACUCCAGUCGCUCAUGCAAAGAUUUUCGAUCCACAAUUCAUCCAGUCCAUCAGACAUCUGCGCUUCCCUCGCCCUCAGCCAAAGGUCUCGUUGGUAGCGACGAUGUAGCUGAAGCGCCGGGUCUACCAGGCUUCU
Molecule: messenger RNA, 796 nt
Organism: Exophiala mesophila
Lineage: Eukaryota; Fungi; Ascomycota; Eurotiomycetes; Chaetothyriales; Herpotrichiellaceae
Exons: 6
Coding region: 79-447 (122 amino acids)
Biological process (GO): protein import into mitochondrial intermembrane space
Cellular component (GO): mitochondrial intermembrane space
Molecular function (GO): zinc ion binding
Source: RefSeq, a predicted model, not a curated record